Messenger RNA from Myxocyprinus asiaticus (Chinese sucker), 1432 nucleotides. RefSeq names its product ras-related protein Rab-38-like. Gene Ontology annotation, cellular component: phagocytic vesicle; trans-Golgi network; Golgi apparatus. The coding region runs from base 55 to 699 and encodes 214 amino acids. The transcript has 3 exons. The record is from RefSeq and is a predicted model, not a curated record. Gene Ontology annotation, molecular function: GTPase activity; GTP binding. Gene Ontology annotation, biological process: phagosome-lysosome fusion; endosome to lysosome transport. Lineage: Eukaryota; Metazoa; Chordata; Actinopteri; Cypriniformes; Catostomidae.
GUUUAAGUUCAAUGACAGAUAACCAGCUGGCAUGUUAAACUCAGGAGAACAUACAUGUCCUCAACGAUGCAUAACAAUCAAAAAGAGCAUUUGUUUAAAAUCCUUGUCAUAGGUGAUUUAGGAGUAGGGAAAACCAGCAUCAUCAAGCGGUAUGUUCAUCAGACUUACUCCACUAAUUACAGAGCGACCAUUGGUGUGGAUUUCGCGCUCAAAGUUCUCAACUGGGACUCAGAGACGGUUCGGCUGCAGCUGUGGGACAUCGCAGGUCAAGAGCGCUUCGGGAACAUGACGCGAGUUUAUUAUAGAGAGGCCAUGGGGGCGUUCAUUGUUUUCGAUGUUACCAGGCCCACAACUUUCGAGGCAGUCUCCAAAUGGAAGGAGGAUCUGGACUCAAAAUUAAUACUUUCAAAUGGCCAGGGUAUUGCCACAGUGCUCCUUGCCAAUAAGUGUGACCAAAAUAGAGACUUUCUGACAAACAACGGCCUGAAAAUGGACCAGUUCUGCAAGGACAAUGGAUUUGUGGGCUGGUUUGAGACAUCUGCUAGGGAAAACAUCAACAUUAAUGAAGCAUCCAACUUUCUAGUGAAACACAUAAUCGCCAGCGAGCAUGACAUCCUCAAAUCUGUGGUUCCGGACACCAUCUCUCCUCAGCUCAACUCUACUAAAGAAAUGACCUGCUCUGCCUGUUUCAAACCCUGACAAAAUGGGUGACAGCCUAUGGAAGCAGCAGGGGUGUUCCCUUGGGCUGAAGAGGAUCACAUCACAAUCCUUCUGAUACCAGCAAGCAUUAUGGUCAUCCGUUGAUAAGCCGAAACCAACAGAGAGAUGUGUCUAUCCAUUGGUAACAGCUUGUACAGCAUUAAACUACAGGCUUUUUGGUAACACUUUACAAAAAGGUUCCAUUUGUUAACAUUAGGUACCAUGAACUAACAAUUAACAAUAUAUUUCUAACAGCAUUUAUUAAGCUUUGUUACUGUUAGUUAAUAAAAAUACAAUGGUUCAUUGUUAGUUCGUGGUGCAUUAACUAAUGUUAACAAAUGCAACUUUUGAUUUAAAAAAUGUAUUAGUAUAUGUUGAAGUUAACAUUAACUAAGAUUAAUAAAUGCUUAAUAAGCAUUGUUCAUUGUUAGUUCAUGUCAACCAAUGUUGUUAACUUAUUUUAACAAAUAGAACCUUAUUGUAAAGAGUUACCGACUUUUUAGCUUGCACACAGAGUUAAUGUAUUUGUUUAUGAAGCUGCACUUUUUGAGUCUUUUUGUGUUAUUUAUGGCUAACAACAGUCUGGGGAGUUCUGGACUAGCAUGCUUGGCUACACUAAGUGAGAGAUGACAUCUUAUUUCUGUUAGACAGACAGAUGGCUGAUGAUAGUUUUAGAGGAUCUAAAGGAGUAUUUCAUCAGUAUGUACACUGUCAAUAAAGUUGUUUUCUGGUA